AUGAAGCAUAUCAUAUGGUUUAUAUUAAUAAUUUUAAUAGAAUUUCAAUUAUCGGAUGGUGGAUGUCCAAAAGCAACAUUCGAAUUUUUUAAUAAUACAAUAAAUGCACCCUAUAAUUUCAUUGAUUCAUCAGUUGGAAAUAUUGGAUCAUUAGAAACAUGUCCCUAUACGGGUCGUCCAUAUGUUUAUCUACCAUGCUAUCCAAAUUCAUCAUGGGGUAAUGAACCUUAUUUUAGUACUUGUUUAAAACAACCAGAUAAGAAUACAACACCAAUAAUUUCAACAUCAUUCUCUUCUGAUGUUAAUCCAUUCUUAACAAUGCCAAUUGAGAAAGUUGCUGAAUUACCUAUUGAAACUUCGAAUGAUGUAUCUUAUGUAUUAUCGUAUUUAAAUCAACAAACAAUGACUUUUAAAACACCAUCAGAUAUUGCUUCAGCUGUAAAAAUAAUUGAUCAUGUAACAUUAAAUAAUGCAAAUAGUAGUAAUGAGAUACAGUCAGAAUUUUAUUCAAUUGCAAAUAAACUUUUAUCACCAAAUUCAAUGCUACAAAUGCAAGAAGCACAAAAAGUAAAUCGUAGUAUUGUUAAAUUAAUAUCAUCAGUAGAGAAAUUUUCUCAAAAUUUCAUCUCAAACAAAUCCGAUGAAAAUUUUGUCGAAAAUAAUUUAGUGGUCUCAAUUGUUAAUAUGCCAAAUAAUCGUACCAAACCAAUUGUUGGUUUUGCAUUUGAUCCAAUAACAAAUCAAACAUCUUCAAUUGGAUCUAAUGAGAUGAUAAAAAAUUCAACAAGUAUAAUGCUUGAUUCUCAAGCUUUAUCACAACAAAAUCGUUUAACAUUUUCUGUUUAUAAUCAUGAAAAUCGUUUAUUUGAUGAAGAAUCUUAUCGUGUAUUAACACGAGUUAUUUCUUUAACGAUUGAUAAACCUGAAUUAACAAAACAUCUUCAAAAAUUUGUUAAAAUAAAUUUUUAUCUUGAAAAUAAUUUUCAACAUGAGAAUAAAACGAUAACUUGUGCGUAUUGGCAUAUAUUUAAUAAUAUGACAGCACAAUGGUCAACUGAUGGUUGUCAAUUAAUUAGUAUAAAAGAUCGAAAUGUUAUUUGUGAAUGUAAUCAUUUAACACAUUUUGCAAUUUUAAUGGUUUGA
Adineta steineri is the source of this 1143-nucleotide messenger RNA. NCBI's taxonomy places the organism in Eukaryota, Metazoa, Rotifera, Eurotatoria, Adinetida, Adinetidae. The record is from the annotation of a GenBank genome assembly.